AUGAAUAACAGAGUUAACGAUAUCUAUUAUGGUGAUAUUAAUGAGUUGGAAGAAGAAGAGUUGUUGAUGACUCCAAUAAACCAGUUGUCUGAUGUUGAGGGUGAUAUGGAUUCAGGUGAACCCCCUUGUAAAAAACGUAUGGAGGACAGUGAAACGUCAAGAUUUAAACAACUGGGCGUAAAGUAUAAAGUUAAGGAAGAUUGUGAUGAAAAUGUAGACGAGGAGUUGGCCUCGAUGAUAAAUGAACUGUUCAGAGAGGGGCUAAAUGAUGAUUACUUUAAUGAACUGUUGAAAAGUAUUAAAAGGCCAGAAAAUUGUACAGCUUUGAUUAAAACAAGAGUUAACCAAGCUUUGUGGAGUAUUUUAAAUCCAGAGACACGAAGUUGUGAAGCCAAAUUUCAGAUAAUUCAAUCGGCAGUGAUUAAAGCCUCGGUAAGCUUAACAAAAUUAGCAAAUAAACUGAAUGAAAUGGAUUCCGAGGUCAUUGAAGGAUUACAGAGCUUGAUAACUUUGUCUACAGAUGCUUUAGCCCUUCUGGGACACACGAACAAGCUGAUUAAUGUUAAGCGCAAGGAUUUUCAUAGACCUGAUUUAGGUAGGGAGUACUACCAUCUUAGUUCACCAUCUCUACCCUUCUCAAAAUUUCUAUAUGGAGAUGAUGUUGCCAAAUCUGUGAAAGAAAUUCAAGAUGUGAAUAGAAUAAGUAGUAAAGUACAUGGAAAAUUUCACAGAGGAAAUUUCCGAGCAGGGGCAUUCUUUAGGGCGCGGGGACGUCCCUAUGGUCGAGGAGCAUUAGGAAGACCACGGAACCGAAGAUCUACUAGUACUUGGGGUUGA
Saccostrea echinata is the source of this 837-nucleotide messenger RNA. RefSeq lists its product as uncharacterized. The record is from RefSeq and is a predicted model, not a curated record. The transcript has a single exon. Lineage: Eukaryota; Metazoa; Mollusca; Bivalvia; Ostreida; Ostreidae. Bases 1 to 837 code for a protein of 278 amino acids.